Messenger RNA from Mesorhabditis spiculigera, 1713 nucleotides. Lineage: Eukaryota; Metazoa; Nematoda; Chromadorea; Rhabditida; Rhabditidae. The record is from the annotation of a GenBank genome assembly.
AUGUUGCAAAGACCGCUGGCCUCCCAUGUUACCCGUCUGCAGCAGAAGCUCGGCACGAUCGUCGUCAGCGUCGGCGUCGACAUGUGCAAAUUCACCACCUGCAACACAGGAUGCCGCACCAAGAACACGGCCACAUUUGAUGGCGUUCUCGUCGAAGCCAACGCCACCGCGUUCGUCGGCGUGAACGCAAAGUCGACGGACAAGUGCGAGUGCCCGGUCAAUUCGCCCGCUCAAUGCCACCACGGUCUCUGCCACAACGGAGGCGUGUGCCACAACACGAACCCCGGAUUCUUCUGCGAGUGCCGCAACGAUGAGCUGAAGGGCCUGCGAUGCCAAGGGACCACUCGAUCGUUCUCCGGCAACGGCUACGCAUGGUACAAGAACGUGCCCGCCUGCACCGCCCUCGACAUUUCCCUCCAAUUCCUCACCAGCCAUUCCGACGGCCUGCUCCUCUACAACGGUCCGAUGUCAGACAGCUCGGAUCGCUACGAAAUCAAAUACCGCGACUACAUCCUUCGGGCGCUGCGCGGUGGCCAAGUCGUGCUGGAGAUGAACAUCAACGGGCAGGCCUCCUCUAACGUCACCGUGCAAUCCGGGCCGCUCAACGACGGGAAAUGGCAUGAUGUACACAUACGACAAGACGGCCGCUACAUCGAGCUGGUCGUCAAUGGGUGCCGGUAUUUGACGGGCGGAGCCGAUGGACAGGGUACACCAAAGCGCAUCUGCGACCCCGGCUACGGCGGCGAUCGCUACGAGAAGAAACUGGCCUGGGUACAAUUCGGCGUGAACAGCUACCUGGAGUACAGCGUGAUGAACGCGAUGCUGGACGAGCAGUGGACCGACGUGGAUUUGCUGUUCAUCCCCGGCAGGACGGCCUCCUCGUCGGAAGGGUCGUACGGCUCGGAUGGGCUGAGCAGCUACGUCUCUGCCUCCGUCGAGGGCCAGAUCCCGACUGCCAAUAUUUUGAUCCAGAACAACGCGCAGCCGGGCACCGCACCGACCACCCUGCAGCUACCGGGCGUGCAGCUGAAGGAGAACGUCUCGUACUGGAUGCAGCUGGAGCGGAACCCGACUCGUGCACAGCUCGCCGUCGACGGCUCGUACAUUGAUCGACAACCCUUGGACCCUACGAAGCAAUCGUUCGCGUUGGCCAUCAAGGAUUUGCUGUUCUCGUCGAAGGGACAGGGAUCGGCAAGAGUUUUCCGGGGAUGCGUCGGCACGUAUAGAUGCCAAGGGCCGUUGAUGUUGUUGGUGAUGUUGGCGUUGAUCGGAUCGGCUUCUGCAGCUGGGCUUCAAGAAUGGGAGCGUCUCAGCUCAACCCUUUGGGCCUGGUUGUGGACACUUGUGGGUGUUUUUGCGGGACGGCCCGUCGAUGAGCUGAUCAAGAGUUACUCGCUGGAGAGCCGGGCUUAUUGGCUGGGAGUCGGCCUGGGCGCCGGCGCGGCCGCCUACCUCUUUUAUUGUUGGGUAGCUUAUCGACGGACCGCGGAAAGAAGCCCAUAUUUCGAAUUGCCCGUCCCCCUGUACCGAUGCGUCGCGAGAAACUGCCAUUGCCCUCCUGUACCUGAGAGACUUUGCCUCGUUCGGGAAUGCGAAGAGCUGGGCUGCCACCGCCUUUUUCACCACGAUUGCAUCCCGAUUAGUGUUUUGCUGGCCCAGCGCGCUGGCGAGGAUCGAAAGCUCUACUGCAGGGACUGCCUGCGAAGACGCCAA